AGCCUCUGGCUGCGGCUUUUGGGAGGUGGGAGCGGGCAGAGCGACUCGCAGGUGUGCCCGAGUGCGCUCACAGCACCGUAUUCUUCUGUCUGCCUGCGGUAGCGGGAGCGGCAGCGAAAUGGAUGCUCCUGGUGUGGUUAAUAUUUGUGGUGGGGACGCCUGCCAGUGAGUCCAAGAAAAAAGGCCUGAGCUUUGAGGAGAAGAGAGCUCGCAUGAUGGAGAUCUUUUUUGAAACAAAAGAUGUCUUCCAGUUGAAGGAUCUAGAGAAGAUUGCUCCAAAAGAAAAAGGGAUUACCUCGAUGUCAGUGAAAGAGAUUCUGCAAAGCCUUGUUGAUGAUGGCAUGGUGGACACUGAUAGAAUUGGAACUUCCAAUUAUUUCUGGGCUUUUCCAAGUAAAGCUCUUCAUGCCAGGAAGCGUAAAUUGGAGGAGUUAGAGUCUCAGUUUGCUGAAAGCAGUCAGAAAAAAGAGGCUUUACAAAAAAGCAUUGAGAAAUCAAAAAUUGGACGUGAAGAUACUGCAGAGCGUGCAGCUCUACUGGAAGAACUUGCUACUCUUCGGCAGAGAAAAGAGCAGCUAAAGGCAGAAAUAGACAAAUACAGGGAAUGUGAUCCAGACGUGGUUGAAGAGAUGCGCCAAACAAACCAAGUGGCUAAGGAGGCAGCCAACAGAUGGACUGAUAACAUCUUUUCAAUAAAGUCCUGGGCCAAGCGUAAAUUUGGAUUUGAAGAGAGCAGAAUUGAUAAAGGUUUUGGAAUCCCAGAAGAUUUGGAUUACAUUGAUUAGUGUUCAGUUGAUGACUGACACAGUUGUACAUAGUUUGUUAUAUAUUCACAGCUGCCAUUUCAAUGCGAAUCCUCUCCAAACAGGUGAUCACCAUUUAAUUUGCUGGUUUUGUUAAGGUUAAUAAAAUUCUAAAAAUA
This is a messenger RNA of Corvus hawaiiensis (hawaiian crow), 922 nucleotides long. It is a transcript of the gene MND1, whose product is annotated as meiotic nuclear divisions 1. The record is from RefSeq and is a predicted model, not a curated record. Lineage: Eukaryota; Metazoa; Chordata; Aves; Passeriformes; Corvidae. Gene Ontology annotation, molecular function: double-stranded DNA binding. Gene Ontology annotation, biological process: reciprocal meiotic recombination. Gene Ontology annotation, cellular component: nucleus. The transcript is spliced from 8 exons. Bases 123 to 785 code for a protein of 220 amino acids.